Messenger RNA from Trypanosoma brucei brucei TREU927, 1602 nucleotides. RefSeq names its product importin alpha subunit, putative. Lineage: Eukaryota; Euglenozoa; Kinetoplastea; Trypanosomatida; Trypanosomatidae. The transcript has a single exon. Gene Ontology annotation, molecular function: nuclear import signal receptor activity; protein binding. The coding region runs from base 1 to 1602 and encodes 533 amino acids. Gene Ontology annotation, biological process: NLS-bearing protein import into nucleus. The record is from RefSeq and is a predicted model, not a curated record. Gene Ontology annotation, cellular component: nucleus; cytoplasm.
AUGUUCAGUGGUCAGAAUGAGAAACCGAAAGGGGCGAAACAAACCCCUUCGGUUCGAGGGGGUGCGGAGCGCCGGCAGCGGCAGAUGAUUAACAUUCGACAGAAGGCCCACGGUGAGCUCAUUAAACACAUCCGCGAGGAAGAAGUAGCAAUGGAAGGAGUUGAUGGGCCCACGGUACCAGACCCCGGAAACGUUUGGUCGUACGAUCAAAGAACCCGUCCCGAUGACGUUCCGGUUCAGCUACUUCCCCAGUUCGUUCAGAUGGUUAUGAACGGCCCAACAGAUAGAGAGGUAUACCACGGGACACUGAUGGUUCGCAAGUUACUUUCGGUGGAGAGGUCUCCCCCGCAUGAAAUGGUCGCCCAAAGUGGUGUCAUUCCGCACCUUGUGAGCUUCCUGGACCGUGCAGAUAACCCGGAACUGCAAUUUGAAGCGGCUUGGGCAUUGACGAAUGUUGCUGCUGGCACAUCCGCGAACACUAUGAUCCUCGUUGAGGUUGGGGCUAUUCCGCGCUUUAUCAACUUGCUCAGUUCACCUAGUCCUGACUGUCGUGACCAGGGUGCAUGGGCUAUUGGCAAUAUGGCCGGUGAUGGUGUUGCCACCCGAGAUAUUGCAUUGCAACAUAAUGCUAUUCCUGCUUUUGUCAACCUUAUUUCAGACCCCGAUCAACCUCUAUCCAUCGUUCGCAAUGCAACGUGGGCUAUAUCCAACUUGUGCCGUGGGAAGCCUGCUCCCCCGCUGCAUUAUUUGCUACCCACGCUACCUGCUUUAGCCAAUUUACUUUUUCACAGGGAUCUGGAGAUCGCCACAGAUGCGUCAUGGGCGAUUUCGUACGUUAGCGAUGGUCCACACGAGCGCGUACAAGCGGUGUUGGAUACUGGUGUUGUUCCCCGCGUUAUAGAACUCCUCGCGGCAACGUCAAUUCCGCUUCAAACGUCAUGCAUCCGAACCAUUGGCAACAUCGCGAGUGGCAAUGAUGCACAAACACAAGUGAUUAUUAACUGUGGCGUAUUGGAAAAGCUUGCUCCCCUUGUCACACACCGCAAGCGGGAGAUUCGCAAGGAAACAUGCUGGACUAUCUCCAAUAUUGCCGCCGGCAAUUCAGAGCAAAUCGACGCACUCAUCAAAUCAGAUCUCUUUCCAUUGGUUAUCAAAUGUCUCCAAGGUACGGAACUGGAUGUGAAGAAGGAGGCCGUGUGGUCUAUCGCCAACGUAACUCUCUGCGGAGUUUCCCCACAUUUGUAUUAUCUUUUGGACUGCGGUGUCAUCCCUCCGUUAUGUGAUGUCUUGAACACGCAUGAUCCCAAAACUCUUACAGUUGCCCUCGAAGCUCUCAUGGGAUUUCUGCAGGUGGGCGAAGACAGAGUUAAAACAGGAGAAGUACAGGAGAACCCCGUGGCGCGUGCCAUCAUUGAGUGCGGUGGUGUGGAUGCCAUUGAGCGUGCGCAAUCCUCCACAGACUCCAGCAUAUACAGCAUUGCACUUUGUCUCCUCGAGACAUUCUUUAACGUGGAAGAGGAGGGAGCACCUCAGCAGUUUGAGUUGGGGAUGGAUCAUGGAGAUCCAAAUGGACAACCACCACAAGGCCAGUUCGAUCUUUGA